This is a messenger RNA of Stylophora pistillata, 1808 nucleotides long. RefSeq lists its product as uncharacterized. Lineage: Eukaryota; Metazoa; Cnidaria; Anthozoa; Scleractinia; Pocilloporidae. The record is from RefSeq and is a predicted model, not a curated record.
UUACGUGCGAAAACCAUUUUAGGCCCGAGGAUAUUGAGAUUUUUCAAUCUGAAAAGAUGCAGAAAAAGAAACCGAAGUUUGGUGCCUUGCCAACAGUAAACAUGCCGAAGCGUAGCUUCACAACACCAGUAAAUGUGCGUCCACCUCGAAGCGCAGUCAACGAAAUCCCAGAAGUGGCCCCUAAAAAAUGCUACAGUGACUUUAAAGAUCUAGUAAAACGAGUGAAAUCUUUGAAAAUUCUAAGUGAGUGGAUCUUAGAGGCAGCAAUCGAUCGAAUUGUAUUGACAAAGAAGAGUUCUCUGCUUGUGUUACCAAAGAUUCAGCUCACCAUCGAUGAUAGUCUUGGUUUUUCUGUGUCUGUGUUUGGAUGGUUUCUGCCAGAUGAUCAUGCGAUUCAUCUUGAAACCUUGCGAUCCGUUAUGAACAUCACAGUCUCUGAACUUAUCAAGAGAAUUGAUGUUCUCUUGAUUUGCCCUGGAGUGAGACCAUUUGAACUGUCAUCCGAUAUCGUACACCACAUUAUACCGAAGUCAGUGGAUCCGUUAUUCAGAGAUGAUUCUGAGAUAUUCCCACAGCUGGAAUAUUGGAGAACACGGGACUGUGAAGUUUUGGUGGAGCAUGGUGAGCAGUGCUGUGUUUGCUACAAAUACUCUCACAAGUCAGAGGUGGAUCAGAAAGCAAAGCAAAGAAAGCUUGCAAAGCCUGCUCAUUUGUUUGCUCCAGUCUCUCACACAACACCAGAGAGAAUAAAGCUAACCCUAAAAACACAGAGGCUUAAGUGUGCAGAACUAGAACGAAAGCUUGAAGAAAUGAAAUCAGAGAUAGAAAAGUCAAGUGUAGAAGUAGACAACCAGUUAAGCAAUGACAUUACAAGUAUAUUGGGGACAUCCAAUGAAAAUAUCACUCCAUUCAUGGAUCUGUUCUGGCAGCAGCAAAAGAAAUUGAUGACAAAGAGUAAAACUGGUGUCCGAUACCAUCCUAUGAUCAUUCGAUACUGCUUGUCACUUGCUACCAAGUCCCCAGCAUGCUAUGAAGAGCUCAGGAAAAGUAACAUCCUUGUACUGCCGAGCCAACGCACAUUGAAGGACUAUAGAAAUUGUAUACGACCCAAAGCUGGCAUUCAAGAGGAAGUACUUGAGGAGUUGAAUGUUCUUACAAACAGCUACUUCGAUGUGCAACGAUACAUUGUGCUCCUUUUUGACGAAAUGAAAAUUUUGUCAAAUCUGGUAUUUGACAAAGUAUCUGGGGAACUAACUGGUUUCCUUGACCUGGGAGAUCCUGAUAUAAACUUUGGAACACUUGAAAAAGCUGACAAGAUUGCAAGCCAUGCUAUGGUCUUUUAUAUCAGAGGUCUCUGUACUGAGUUGAAGUUCAGCUUAGCCUAUUUUGCCACCGAUGGGAUUACAUCUUAUCAGCUUAUGCCAUUGUUUUGGCAAGCAGUAUGUGUGCUUGAGUUAGCUUGUAAUCUUUGGGUGAUUGCAAGUACAUCAGAUGGAGCGUCACCCAACCGAGCAUUGUACAGAAUGCACAAAGCUCUUGAUGGUAAUGCUGGAACUGAUGUGUGCUAUCGCACUGUGAACCUCUAUGCACCCGACAGGUUCAUAUAUUUUUGUUCUGAUGCUCCCCAUCUCAUUAAGACUACAAGAAAUUGUGUCUACAGCUCUGGUCAUGGUACAUGUACUCGGUACAUGUGGAAUGAUGGCCACUAUAUCCUCUGGCAGCAUUUUAUCCAGCAUUUUAUACAGUUCCGCCAGUGGUGCAUCCCCCCGUCGUGUACCAGUUGCUCUUCGAGAGCAGAUCUAGAAUAA